Molecule: messenger RNA, 4388 nt
Organism: Lytechinus pictus (painted urchin)
Lineage: Eukaryota; Metazoa; Echinodermata; Echinoidea; Temnopleuroida; Toxopneustidae
Product: 26S proteasome complex subunit SEM1-like
Exons: 3
Coding region: 47-292 (81 amino acids)
Biological process (GO): double-strand break repair via homologous recombination; proteasome assembly; mRNA export from nucleus
Cellular component (GO): proteasome complex; proteasome regulatory particle, lid subcomplex
Source: RefSeq, a predicted model, not a curated record
AGUUUUAUUUUUAUUUUUUACAUUCAUCUAGGUAACAAACUCAAAGAUGACAGACAAGGGAGACAAAGACAAGAAAGUGGAUCUUGGUCUUCUGGAAGAGGAUGAUGAAUUUGAAGAAUUUCCUGCAGAAGAAUGGAAACGUGAUGAAGAAGAUCAAUCAGAUAACAAUGUAUGGGAAGACAACUGGGAUGAUGACAAUGUAGAAGAUGACUUCUCUAAGCAACUUAGAACUGAACUUGAGAAACAUGGUCACAAAGUCAACAACCAAGAGCAAGAGCCGAUGAGAUCAUAGCAUUUGUAAAAAUCAUCCUCUGUAUAUUUUGUAUCAUAAUGUUUGUAAAGAUGAAAUCGUAGCAGAUUUCAUUCCAUUUGGGGCACGAAAAGGAUUGUAAUCAUAUUUGUUCCCAUCAUAAGUUAUUUUCCUGUAACUUAAUGCUCUCAAUUACGACCAUUGCAGCAACUGUAACUAUUCUCGUAAUCAAGAUUUAUACUAACUGCAUUGUGCCAAUAUAUGGUAGAUCUGGGGUUAGUUUCAGAAAGAGUUGCAAUUAAAAGUAACUCCAGAAAUCAAACAAAACUUAAAUUUUAACCAAUCAGAAGCGUGUGUUUGGAUUUGUACUUUGUAGUUGCAUUUCACACAACUCUUUGAAUCCUUGGCCCUUGCAACUAGAAACUUUUACUUGUAUUUGAUGGUUAGUUUUGGUAGACAAUGGUGUAGAGGUGCAAGGGUAUGAUAGAGUGACCUCUUGCAUAAAUCUUUGAAGUGAUGCGAAUUUGUGAGCACAUGCGAAUCGAUUUAAAAAUAAUCAGAAGUAUAACUUUCAGACUUCUAAAGUUGUAAUUUACUGCAAAGUUAUGCAGCAAUCUUGUACAUCUACAGUGUAAUUCAUAUAUAAAGAUAAGUGAUAAUGAUUUUUGUCUCGCCUGCAAUGCACAGCUAGACUAUAGCUGCAACUUUUCCGGCGGUCGCUGCAUCAACAUCAAAUCUUAACCGAAGGUUAAGUUUUUUAAAUGACAUAACUUAGAAAAGUAUAUGGACCUAGUUCAUGAAACUUGGACACAAGGUUAAUCAAGUAUUACUGAACAUCCUGCCUGAGUUUCAGGUAACAUGACCAUGAAAGGUUAUUAGGGUCAAUGAACUUAGACGAUGUUGGGGGAAUCAAAAUCUUAACCAAAGGUAAAAUUUUUGAUAUUUCAUCAUAACCUAGAAAGUAUAUGAACCUAGUUCAUGAAACUUGGACAUAAGGGUAAUGAAGUAUUAUAUAUUGAGUGUUUUAGCAAUACAUUAUUACAUAUUUUGGUCUGCAUCAAUUGCCUGUGCAGUAUAAGAGAAAGUAUUAGAAAGGACAGAAAUCCGACAAAUAUUCCAUAGGCUCCUGUACAAGAUUUGCCGUUGAACAUGAGGCCUUAUUCCAGUCUAGCGUGCAUGCGUGAAAUAUACAACGCGUAUAACAAUGAAAGCAAUGCGAUGCGCAGCAUAGAGCACAAUUAUGCUCAAUGACGUCAUAAUGAACUACAUGUAAGUCACAUUUCAACAGCCAAAUUUGAUCCUAUGAUGUGAUGAUACCAUAAUGUGAUAAGUGAUGACUUGUUAAAUCAAAUUUCUCCCUCUUUUUUUUUUUUGGGGGGGGGGGUUGGGAUAGAUGAUAAUUUUUUGGGAUGGCUUUAUUCCAUGAAAUACCAGAAAUAUUCCACUUGCUAGUGCCAAUAUUCCACUCAUCUGCGAUUCGUAGUAUAUUUGCCCAAACUCUCAGGUCACAUGACCAAGGUGAAAGGUCAUUUAGGGUCAAUGAACUUUGGCCAAUUUGGGGGUAUUUGUUAAAAUUCCAAUAUAACUUUAAAGGCUUAUGGAUCUAGUUCAUAAAACUUGUACAUAAGAGUAAUCAAGUAUCACUGAACAUCCUGUACGAGUUUCAGGUCACAUGAUCAGGGUCAAAUGUCAUUUAGGGUCAAUGAACAUAGUAUUAUAUCAUUAUAUGAAUUUUUUUUAAAUACUUAUUUUAAAGUAGUUUUCAAAGUAGCACUGCUGCUUUAUUUAAUUGCAUAAUGCAGGCGAGACUGCCAGAGGCGCUCCACUUGUUAAAGUGAUUGGUUAACAUUGGUUUGACUUUUAAAAAAUCUGAGCUAGAAGGUCACACUUGUCACCUGUGUCUGUGAUAUGUUACAAAAAUGAAGCCCAGAAAAAAUUGCGUUUGAAAAUUAUUUAGUGCUUCAAAUAUUGAAAUAUAAAGUGACCGAAAACACCAUCUUAAUUUCAUCCCAUACACUUAUGUGUACUAUUUAGGCGCCUAUUUACAAAAUCGGGGUUUGCCUUGUAGUUUUAGCUUUUCAUUCUCAAUAAUGGUUGUUUUCAGGGUUUAUUAGUUCUAAUACAUGCACUUGUACACAUGUUUCAUCUUGGUUUGAGAAUUUUUUAAAUCGGCUGCUCACAAAGUUAAACAAUACCUUUAAUGUCUUUAUCUGUUGCAUGUUUAAAUUCUGAAAUUGCACUAACCUACACUAUAGUCUACCCUCUGUAUUGAGCUCUUGUAAUCUCAUCAAACCAUUAAAUACCUCAGUCACAUUUGCUCUACGGUGUCUGUAUGGCGAGUCAAAAACAGCUGUUUUAUUCAUUUUUAUUCAAACCACCUAUAUGUAGCGGGUAAAAAGACUUAAAUCAGCUGUUUUUGACUUGUUGUUUGGCCGCCAUAGAACAAAGUACAUGUAUGUGACUGAGGUAUAAGCAGGGAAUUAGUGUUGACCUACAUGUAUUUAUAUAAUAUCGAGUCAUUUGAGUGGAUUUGAGGGAGAUACAUGUACCAUGUAUUGUCCUCAAAGUAGUCUCAUAUUUUCCAAGCCUAUAUAAGGGCAAUAUGGGUUUACACACAGCUGUAUAAUUUGUAAUUGAAGUUAUUAUUUGUAGCAAUUGAUGUGCAUGUUUGCCUGUUGGUACUUCUGAUUUGGUAUUCUUGAACUUGAUGAAGUAAUCUUGAAUAAUUUAUUAUGACGUAUAUAUUCUUCGAGUGCAGGGGCGGUAUUCUGAAAAUCAUGUUCAAUUUGGUGUCAACUUUCAUGUUAUCUCUCUGAUUUAACAUGCUUCUAACAUACCCCAAAUCGGUAUUCAGAAAAUUGUUAUAUGCGUGCUAUCUUAUUUCAUAUUAUCUUCAGCCCUCCGUACUCUGCAUUGAUUUAAUUUAGUCAUAUGCGCUGUUAAAGGAAAGAUAUCACAGAAGUUAGCAGUAUACAUGCUGUGGUAUCCUAGUUACUGCUGGGCAGUUGCAGCCAGCAUUGUGAUAUAUAUUUUGCAAGUGCAUAGUAUGCAGCUAAAUAAAAGAAGAGAUAUAGAGGGAUUUGAUUGUGAAAGACUUUACCUGACAUCAUGUGUAUGAUAUAAAAUGGGUAUUGUCACUACAGUAGGAGAUAUACAUUGGCAGAAAGGCGUACAUGUAUAGCCUAGUCCCUACCAGAACACGAAAAAAAUACCAAUCAAUGAAAGUUCACAUCUGUUAAAAAAGUUCUUCCCUGACAUAACUUCUCAUGGCAGUGUCAAGUUUUCAUGUUAACUGAACAAGACUUUGCCUAACACCAUUUUUCAGAAUACCAUAACACAUCAUAUGGGGAUUGGGCUAAUUGUGUUAGCCAACACCAUUUUCAUGCUAACACGGUUUUUCAGAAUGCCGCCCUAGAUGCGCUCCCAUGAAAGUCAUGCAUAUACACUUAACACAUAUACAAGAGUUACGCUUGGGUUUGAUCAGGAGGGAUUAUGGAUAUUAUGGGCUGAUAGUUUAGUACAGAGAUGCAAUAGGAAAGUGACACAUUUUGCAGAGGAGGGAUGUUUGAAUAUUAUGGUCCCAAGUUAUACAGCUGAACUCUGGCUGGGCCAUUGUGACGCAAAAAAAGUUGAAGAGAGUUGUUCAGCUACCGUAAUCUAUGUUUUAUCAAUUUUUAUGGUAUCUUGUUGUGUGAUCCUCUUUAAGCUUCAAGGGGGUUCGAAAUAUUGCUAAUGAUAUAUGUAUAUCACACCUUUAAUAGUAUUGGCAGAUUAAUGUUUUUGAUAAAAUGAACAUGGGGUCAGAAAAUACAUUUUAUUGGACAUUGUAUUGAUUUACUCAUAUACUUGAUUCCAUAACUUUAAUGAGAGGAAAAUGUUGAAGAAAAUCUCAGUAUGAAAUUGAUCUCGUACUUCUAAAAAACAAAAAUGUGCUCCUAUUAUCACAUGUGAAAAAAUAUAUAUCACAUUUUUAACCAAGUAAUGAUUGUUUUUCAAGAUAAAUAUUGAAGGGAAAAAAGGAUUUGUCACCCAAUAUUGCUGUCAGUAUUUAUUUGACUUACCAGUACAUCACAAAUGUGCAAAUGUUUUAAACAACUUAAUAGUUAACUUCAAUAAAAUUAUUCCAUGUAUCAUAGCA